Messenger RNA from Pocillopora damicornis (cauliflower coral), 3549 nucleotides. RefSeq lists its product as uncharacterized. The record is from RefSeq and is a predicted model, not a curated record. NCBI's taxonomy places the organism in Eukaryota, Metazoa, Cnidaria, Anthozoa, Scleractinia, Pocilloporidae.
CCAUUUUGAGUUAUCCGGUCGUAAAAUUGUGGGCACAAUUGAUUUCAUCCGGUUCGGAAUUGUUUUCAUUGGUUCGAUUUACUCAACACUGUUAGGAUAUGCUAGAGUCUUAACCGAGUAAACGCUAUUUGAAGUCAGAGUAAAGGCAGUUAAGUUCCUACGCACUUUCAUCAAUCGAAAUGGAAUCGGAUGAUAGGCGACAUUUGGAUGUUUCUCCCACCUUGAAAGCAAAAUUGUUGGAGCUUUUAGAGUCGAAAAAACUUCCUUUGGAGGAACUAGCCCAAGCCUUGUACAUUCAUGAUACCUCCCCUUAUGCAACAGUUGCUGAUCUUGUUAACCAGUAUGAAAGCAGAAAUCAAGCACUGACAUUAGAAAAAUGGAAGUUCAUUUUUAAGAAGCUGCAUUUGUCCAAGGAACUUGAAGAUCUUUUGGCUGUGGAUCAGAGUGUAAUGAUGAUUAAUCCAACAGCUGUGGGUGAAGUAAACUGCAGUGGGUCACUACCAGCAGAGAAGUCUCUGCAAGGAACUCAACCUAGUCAGGACUUAGUUGAACCAAGAGGUGUUCCUUUACAAGAUAAGCCUUUUCUUUGUGUGAAUGAUCCUUCCUUAAAAUUGCCAGUAGUUAACCCAAGGGCAAGAGAAGGAGCCAUCCCAAAAACUAAACAGCCUCAGCCUCCACCCAGCACUGUUAAGCCUGAUGUUGGGGAGAAAAUGUUGAUUGGUGCACCUGGAAGUCAGUCAGAUUUAAAUCUACCCUCCAUACCAGGGGGAGAUUUUGGUGAUAAAUGUCCUCAAUCCUGGAGUCUCCACUCUCCAGAGUCAAUUGAAAGUGCUGAGUGGAAUGCUGCUGAUUGUUCAAUUCUUUGUGAUUCUUCAGUACAAAAUGAAAGUCAAGAUACCGGGUUCUUCUCAGGAGAAGGUAACUCUUGCACCCAGACAACAUCAUCAUCAUCCACUGCUCUAUUGUACACACCUGCCACAGGGAAUGAAGAAUAUCAGGACCAAAAUGGUGCCUCUACUGUUAUACCUGAGCCGGGAGAAGCUAAACAUGGGAUUCAAUUGCUGCCAAGCCUCUCAGAGGAUUCCCAAAUGCAGCCUGGUCAUUCAAGAACCCCAGCUAUACUCACUACUCCUGAAAGAGCACAAUCCAAGCACAGUCCUUCUACUCCAGAUUCUUCAUUAACAAACAUAGAGAAUGACUUAAGAGCAAGGGAAUACCAAGGAGCCAUUCCAAAAAGGAACUGGUGUCAGCCCUCACACAGCACUGUUACGCAUGAUGUUAGGCAGGAUAGUGAGUCAAAUUUAAAUCUACCCUCCAUACAAGCAGGAGAUUUUAAGGGCAAUUGUCCUCAAUCUAGUUCCCCUCCUCCAGAAUUGAUUGAAAUUGCUGCAAGAAAUUCUGCUGGUUGUGAAAUCUUUUGUGAUUCCUUGUUACGAAAUGAAAAUCAAGAUACUGAGUCCUCCUCAGAAGAAGGCAACUCCCUCUCCCAGAUGACAUCAUUAUCCACUACUCGAAUGGAUGCACCUGCCUCAGGGCAUGAAGGUAUUCAGCACCAAAACAGUGCAUCUGCCACUAUACCUGAAGGUGGAAAAACUAAACAUCAGAUCACCAAAAGGCAGCUAGAUCACUGCAAAAUAACACCAGCCAGACCCAACACUCCAGAAGGAGCACAACCUGGUAGAAACUCCCUCUCACUAGUGACUGGACGUCAUAACAACAGGCUAAACCAGACUGGUGAAGAAGAUGACAGAGCUGUAGAACAUUAUGAUGCCACAGAAAAUAAUGGUCUACUGGAAGAAACAAAACAGGAAUUAGAAUCCUCAAAGAAAAGUGUCCUGUAUUUAGUAAAGAACUUAAGAGAAAAGGAGUCAUUUUGCCAAACUCUCAAGGCAGAUCUGUUCCAGUCAAGGCAAACUUUGGAGGAAUCCAGACAGCAGUGUGCCAAUUUAAGGAUUUCUAGAGAUAAUUUACAGGCAGAAAAUGAAGAGCUGAGGAGAAGUUUGGAGGAACAGCAGUGUUUGUCAAAUAGGAUACUUGAGGACAAUCGCAGGUUUGGGUUAUUACAGGCUAGGCAAGCAGGUGAUGUUGCUUUUGAAGGAAGCAGUGCAGCUGUAGGAGAGGGCAAUGCAUCAGAUUGUAGCGAGGUUGAACCAGAAGCUGAUGAGCAGCCAGGUCCAUUUCCUUAUCUCCAAGAGUCAGACUCUGAAGAUUCCAAUGAGGAAGUGUUCCAUGACGCACAAGAAGAUUGAUUCCAAUUAAGGCAACGUGGGAUACACACUGUUUUCUUCAGACGGUGGUUUAUUGGUUAAAGAAAUUAGUGAAUCUACCUGUUGGUUUUCAUUUGUGUUGCAAACCUUUAAUACUAGUUGCAUACCUGCGUGUAGGCAGGUGCUCGUUAUGGUAAAAGUAUGCACAGUUUUCUCACUCUUUUCAAAUGAAAAUUUAUUGUGGAUAUGAAAUUAUCUGUGUGAAAGGCAUACGAAAUAUGUUUUCUCCUUCACACAACACUUUUUCAUGCUUUUCAACCAGUUCAUGAAGUCUUCAUUUGUAAACCUGUACUCGCGCUUGCGUUUUAGAGCCUCGACAGCAGUGAGCGACUAAAUACGAACAAACACGUAGGUUAACCCUCUACGGAGUGCUUGAGUAACAAGUACUAUAAGUUUUGGCUAAUAUGUAUUUAAUACACUGUCCAAUAGCUGCUGAAAUGUCAAGUGAUUUCUUGUACAUAGUCUGAGAUCAAUUUAUUGUAUUUAGACGUUUUUAAUGAUGAUAAAUACUAUGUUUUCCAAUAUUCUUAAUGAGUUCAGAUGUCCAGAUUCUAAGAGGAACGAAAAAAUAUAGUGUUUCCUGAUUUGGAGACAUCAAUAUUGACUUGUAAUUUGGCGAUUUCGCAAAUGAAUUGAAAUACACAAGUAGCUCUUAAAAAAAUACCAUCUGUAACGCUGCGGUUCUUUAAUCUUCAGUCUUGAGAGGCAAGCUUGUUAUAUUGAUGGUAGUAUGUAAAUAUGCAUGAAAAAAAUCGAUUUUCCGUAAUAUAUACCAAGUGAGAUUUUAGAGAAAAAUACAGUUUAAAUUAAGACGUUUUUUGAUCGAUCAUUUAUGAUAUUGAGUAACUGAACGGUUAUAUGUAGAUAUAAUUAUGAUAGACAGUCGAGGGACACUAAGCCAAAAGUCGAUACUGGGUGAUAUAUACCUUUCGAGAUUUUAGAGAAAAACGCAGUUGACAUGAAAGCGUUCUCUAAUUACUUAUUUGUGGCAUAGAGUUAAUGAAUUGAUAUUUGUAGAUAUAUUUAUUAUAGACAGUCGAGGGACAUUAAGCCAAAAGCCAUUUUGAGAAUAUUUUGAUAGUAAUAUGUUGACUUAUUUAGAGAGAAAACGAUUCUAUUUUAAUGGAAAAAUUUUUCUAAUAUCACUUCAACUAUUUUUCUCAAAAUGUAGUGUCUUAAGCAAUCGACUGUAUAAAUUUUUUGCUCGAUUUAUCUUAUUUCCAGUAUGUAACAAUUGAUAAAUUAAGUGUCGAGAGUGAAAAUAUUUACUAAAGAAGGGUAG